Messenger RNA from Melopsittacus undulatus (budgerigar), 716 nucleotides. It is a transcript of the gene MRPS10, whose product is annotated as mitochondrial ribosomal protein S10. Lineage: Eukaryota; Metazoa; Chordata; Aves; Psittaciformes; Psittaculidae. Bases 27 to 617 code for a protein of 196 amino acids. Gene Ontology annotation, molecular function: structural constituent of ribosome. The transcript has 7 exons. Gene Ontology annotation, cellular component: ribosome; mitochondrial small ribosomal subunit; mitochondrion. The record is from RefSeq and is a predicted model, not a curated record. Gene Ontology annotation, biological process: translation.
GGUGGCCGGGUUGGGGCGGAGACAAGAUGGCGGCGGGGUGUCUGUGGCGGCGGCUGUGGCAGGGAUCAGCUUUUCCUGUCAGUUAUGCAAGCAGAAUUAUGCACAAGCAGUGUUUUCUUCCAAACUCCAGCUUGGGAGCACGGCUGGCUGGAUCCCAUGUUGAUACACAGGAGCCUAAGACUAAUCCUUUGGUCUCUAUUUCAGAUGAGCCAGAAAUACUGUACAAGAGAUUAUCCCUUCUAGUGAAAGGCCACGAUAAAGCUGUGUUGGACAGCUAUGAAUAUUUUGCAGUGCUUGCAGCUAAAGAACUUGGCAUCUCUAUUGAAAAAGUAUAUAACCCUCCAAAGACGAUAGAACGAUUGACGCUCUUAAAAUCUGUACAUAUCUACAAGAAGCACAGAGUUCAGUAUGAAAUGAGAACACAUUACCUGUGUUUGGAGUUAAAAUACAUAACGGGCAGUACUGCUGCAGUUUACUUGGAGUAUGUGCAACGAAACUUACCCGAAGGGGUGGCCAUGGAAGUAAAAAGGACUAAGAUAGAGAAAGUACCUGACCACGUUAAGGAACCAGUUUGGUAUACAGCACCUCAAGUAGAAGAAACUCAAGUCAAGUCAUGAAUUUACCAGGUACUUGGCUCCAUUGCUGCUGAAAUUAGUCACUUCUAUCAACUUAAUUUACUGAGGUGGUCUACUGUUAAAUAAAAAUUCUUUUAUAAA